AUGGGCAAACAGAAGGCUGUGUACCGCUGCAUUCAAUUAGGAUUUGAGCGCUACACCGAACCAAGAAGAUGUGUGUCGGCUUCGCGUCGACGGCAUUGCUGCCCACACCACCACUGCCAGCAAUACCGACACCACUCUGGUGGGCCACCAGUGUGGAGUCGAUAG
This is a messenger RNA of Phytophthora nicotianae INRA-310, 165 nucleotides long. RefSeq lists its product as hypothetical. The transcript has a single exon. Bases 1 to 165 code for a protein of 54 amino acids. NCBI's taxonomy places the organism in Eukaryota, Oomycota, Peronosporomycetes, Peronosporales, Peronosporaceae. The record is from RefSeq and is a predicted model, not a curated record.